CGGGCGGCGAGUUGCCUCGUGUCAACUGCCGACAGAGCAACGUAGCACGCCCGGGAAGGGCAAGCAAAAAAACACGAUCUUUUUGUCUCGGACGCUGGCGCGGGAGGGAGAAAGCCUCGGACGAUUUCGAGCCGAGCCGAGCCUCCUCCGCCUUCUCUCUAGACAAGGGCUGGGCUGGAGAAGACGGAGCACCCCUCAUGGCGCGGUUCCCGGCUGACGUCUUGAGGCAGGGAUGCCGACCCUCCCAUGAUGCCGCGGCCGCAGACGCUCACGUCCGGGGCCUGGUGGCCCUUCUCCUGAGGCACCAGGCGGAGAGGCGCCCUCUCCUCCAGAUCCAUGCCCAGCUCGUUGCCCGCCAGGUGUUCGACCGCCGUCCCACUCCGUGGCACGCGCUCCUCAAGGCCUACUCCCGCGGCCCUCUCCCGCAGGAGGCCCUGAGCCUCUUCAGGGACGCGCGCCGGCACGCCGCCGACGACACCUACGCCUUCGUGCAUGCCCUUGGGGCCUGCGCGGCCCUGGCGUGGCCGCGGGCCGGCGCGCAGCUGCACGGGCUUGCCGUUCGCAAGGGGUUCGAGUUCCACGCCUACGUGCACACCGCCCUCCUCAACGCUUACGUUGUGUGCGGGUGCCUGGCAGAAUCUCGGAUCGCAUUCGACGAGAUGCCGGCGAAGAAUGCGGUUACUUGGAACGUGAUGAUCACCGGGUUUGCUGCGCGGGGCGAGGUUGAGUAUGCGAGGCUGCUCUUCGAGCGGAUGCCCUGUAGGAAUGUUGUCUCGUGGACCGGGAUGAUUGAUGGGUACACGCGUUCCUGUCGCUCUGUAGAGGCCGUGGCUCUCUUCCGCCGCAUGAUGGCUGAAGCCGUUGAUCCAAGCGAGAUAACUGUGUUAGCGGUUGUACCUGCGGUAUCUAAUAUUGGAAGGAUUCUUUUGGGUGAGGCCUUGCAUGGCUAUUGUGAGAAGAAGGGGCUUCUUGUGUUGGACAUCCGAGUUGGGAAUUCGCUCAUAGACCUGUAUGCCAAGAUUGGGUCUAUAAAGAACUCACUGAAGAUUUUCCAUGAAAUGCUGGAUAGGAGAAACUUGGUGUCAUGGACAUCAAUAAUUUCAGGGUUUGCAAUGCAUGGGUUGUCAACGGAGGCUGUUGAACUGUUUGCAGAGAUGAGAAGAGCUGGAAUUAGGCCUAACAGAGUCACCUUCUUAAGUGUUCUCAAUGCUUGCAAUCAUGGUGGGCUGGUCGAGCAAGGAGUACUGUUUUUCAAAUGCAUGGUUUAUGAGUACAAUCUGACGCCAGAGAUCAAGCAUUUUGGUUGUAUCAUAGACAUGCUAGGUAGGGCUGGACGGUUAUCAGAGGCCGAGCAAGUAAUAAGUGGUCUGCCUAUGGAGGUUAAUUCAGUCGUGUGGAGGACACUGCUGGGUUGUUGCAGUAAGUAUGGGGAAGUGGAGAUGGGGCAGAGGGCAAUGAAGAAGAUACUAGACAUCGAAAGAGAAUCUGGAUCUGAUUUUGUGGUUGUAUCCAAUAUGUUUACUGAGCUUGGAAGGUUUGGUGAUGCUGAAAGAUCAAGGAAGCUAGUAGAUGAGAGGAGUGUUGUUAAGGUUCCUGGGCUUGCUUUGGUUGGUGAGAGUCAGUAAACCAGAACCAAAUCAUAGAAAGAAGUUCCACGCAGUUUUAAGAGUUUUUGUUCCAUCAUUAGAAUUGUCUCCUUGCAUUAUACCAAAUGCGAUUGGAUCUUCCUACUUUAUGGUGGGUUUAUUGUGUUCUUUUGCCUUUUAUAUAUUUCAUGCAAAGUUAAAAGAACUAAGAAUUCAGUUUA
Hordeum vulgare subsp. vulgare (domesticated barley) is the source of this 1807-nucleotide messenger RNA. Its product is annotated as pentatricopeptide repeat-containing protein At1g09220, mitochondrial-like. NCBI's taxonomy places the organism in Eukaryota, Viridiplantae, Streptophyta, Magnoliopsida, Poales, Poaceae. Gene Ontology annotation, molecular function: RNA binding; protein binding. The record is from RefSeq and is a predicted model, not a curated record. Gene Ontology annotation, biological process: RNA modification. The transcript has 2 exons. The coding region runs from base 198 to 1625 and encodes 475 amino acids.